Molecule: messenger RNA, 840 nt
Organism: Adineta steineri
Lineage: Eukaryota; Metazoa; Rotifera; Eurotatoria; Adinetida; Adinetidae
Source: the annotation of a GenBank genome assembly
AUGGCUGAACAAAAUCCUUCAGAAAUUACUGAAGAUGAAGGAUCUCGUCAUCGUCGUGAACGUCGAGAAUUACAAUCAACAGUUCAACAAUUAAAAAAAUCAAUAAAUAAAAAUGAUAAAACACGAAAAAAGAAAAUCGAUAGUGAAAUAAAAGCUUUAGAAGAUGCAUUUGCUAAACGAUGGGAACAUUUUAAUGAAAAUAGUGCCGCAACUGAAGUAAAUGAAAUUGCAAUUACUACUCCUACUCAAUCAGAUGAACAUCCUCCUGAAACUGAUGAAAAACAACACCUGUCACGCAAGGCACGUCGAUUAGCGAAUAAAGAAAAGCGUCAUAAUGAAGCUAAUGAAAAUCAAGAAAUUAUCGACUAUGAUAAUCAACCAGAAGCAAUUCGUUGUCGUAAUGAAUCAUCAUCAAUUGAUGAACAACUAUUGAAACGUGGUCUUGAACUUCGUUCAAUAGCAUCCGAUGGAAAUUGUUUAUUUGCAUCAAUUAUUGAUCAAACAUCAGAUUUAACUGUUAGACAACUACGUGAAGUUGUUGCUGAUUAUUUGCGUAAACAUCGAAAUGAAUAUGAACCAUUUAUUGAUACGGAUUAUGAUGUUUAUUGUGAGAAAUUAGCUAAAGAAAAUAUUUGGGGUGGACAAGUUGAAUUACAAGCUUGUGCAAAAAUUUUACAGAGACCUAUUGAAAUUAUUCAAGGAAAUGGAAAUGAACCAAUUAAGAUUGAUUGUUCAUCAUCAACGAAAGCACCAAUUGUUAUAACAUACCAUCGAUAUUUGUAUGCGAAUGGUGAACAUUAUAAUAGUACAAUGCAUACUGAAGAGAAAACUGAUGAAUAA